Molecule: messenger RNA, 196 nt
Organism: Pelobates cultripes (western spadefoot toad)
Lineage: Eukaryota; Metazoa; Chordata; Amphibia; Anura; Pelobatidae
Source: the annotation of a GenBank genome assembly
CCAGUUCCUGCGAGUCGGCCGUAUUGUCAGCGAUGACAACAUAGUUGAUACCCGCUUCACAGAUCUUUCACAGAAAUUCCUGGAUAAGGAAUAUAGCUCACAUCUGUUACGGAAAGACAAACGAAAAGCUAAAGGCAUUAACCGGGAGGAAUUACUCUCUACGAUUAAUAAAUCCAAACAAGACAGAAUACCAUUU